CAGUGUCAGUUUGGCGAUAGCAUUGAAUCGGGUAACAGUAUUAUUCAUACUGUUAAAUUAUUUGAAAUUUAACUACAAUUUUCCAAAGCAAAUACCUCUCCCUUUAAGUUCCAAAUAAUUGUACGGUUUUAUUAAUUCAUAUUUGUGCACAAAAAAUACAUAUAUAAAUGUAUACACCUACAUACGUAUAUACAUAUACUAUAUAUGAAUGGAUAUGUGAGAAAACUCGUAUUUAUUAUUGUAGUUAAAUACUUUAUAUUGAAAUUGCGUAAAGUUGUUUGAUAUAUAAUAUAAAAAAAAUUUAUUCUGAGUUCAAAUAACUAUAAGUGAACAAUUAACGUCUAAAAUAAAAUUAAAAUAAUUGAUUAUAUGUGAAUAUUUUGUAAAAUUUUGUUGUAAAUAAUUAUUUAUGGUGAAAGUUGUAUGGAAUACAGAAGUUAUAUAUAAAAUGGAAUAACUGAAUUUUGAAGGAUCUCGAGGUUUUAACAUGUGGAAGUGUAUAAGCAAAAACUAUUGAAAGUAUUGACAAUUUUAAUGAGUGAUAGUUUGUUUUAAUCCGUGCAACUAUAUAGUUAUUGUUACAGUAACAAAAAAAAUUAAAUAAACGAAAACUACGUAAAAGUUAAUUACAAAAUGGAUUUAUCUGCAGUGCUUUUCGUAUGUUUAAUAACAUUGUGCACAUCAACGGGAAGUAAACCGAAACCUGGUCGAGGAAAAGGAUCCAUGUGGUGGGGUAUAGCUAAGGUGGGCGAACCAAAUAAUAUAUCGCCACUUAGUUCAGGUAUUAUGUAUAUGGAUCCCGCCAUUCAUUCCACACUAAGACGAAAACAACGACGCUUAGUUCGUGAUAACCCUGGCGUACUGGGUGCACUAGUAAAAGGCGCCAAUCUUGCUAUAAGUGAAUGUCAACAUCAAUUUCGAAAUCGGCGUUGGAACUGUUCAACAAGAAAUUUUCUGCGUGGAAAAAAUUUGUUCGGCAAAAUUGUCGAUAGAGGCUGUCGUGAGACUGGCUUUAUUUAUGCCAUCACCAGCGCCGCUGUCACACAUUCGAUUGCGCGCGCCUGCAGCGAGGGCUCCAUUGAAUCGUGCACCUGUGAUUAUAGCCAUCAGUCGCGAUCGCCGCAAGCGAGUCACCAAACAGGCAGCGUAGCGGGUGUUCGCGACUGGGAAUGGGGAGGGUGCUCAGACAAUAUCGGAUUUGGUUUUAAAUUCUCACGUGAUUUUGUAGACACUGGAGAACGCGGCCGAAAUUUGAGGGAAAAAAUGAACUUACAUAAUAAUGAAGCUGGCCGCAGUCAUGUACAAGCGGAAAUGCGUCAGGAAUGUAAAUGCCACGGUAUGUCUGGCUCCUGUACCGUAAAGACUUGCUGGAUGCGACUGGCUAAUUUUCGCGUAAUAGGUGAUAAUCUUAAGGAUCGUUUUGAUGGUGCAUCACGCGUUAUGGUCAGUAAUAGCCUAAGACAAAAUGGGAAUACAGUACCAAGUAAUUUAGCAAAUUCAAAUGGCAUUGGAAUGUCUAGUGCGGCUAUGAGCCCUAACGCAGCAAGCCCGAAUGCUUUCAGCGCAGAUCAAAUGAUUAAUGAUCAUAUGCCAGACCAUUUAAUAAAAAUACAUCCGAAUAAACCACCUUUGAAUACCGUUAAUAACCCAAAUAGUGUGUCCCGAAAUUCGGUGCGCAGCCGUGGUCGUCAAGGGAAAAAGAACAAUAGAUACAACUUUCAGUUGAAACCGCAGAAUCCGGAACAUAAGCCACCUGGCCCCAAAGAUAUUGUUUACCUGGAACAGUCACCAAGCUUCUGCGAGAAAAAUUUGCGUUUAGGUAUUCAAGGAACACAUGGGCGUCAAUGCAAUGAUACAUCAAUCGGCGUUGAUGGCUGUGACUUGAUGUGUUGCGGUCGUGGCUAUCGUACACAGGUAAUCGACGUCAUUGAACGUUGCGCAUGCACAUUUCACUGGUGCUGUGAAGUCAAGUGUAAAACGUGUCGAAUAAAAAAAACAAUACAUACAUGUUUAUAAGUAGUGAUGAGUAUUUUUUAAAUCUCCGCCCGAUACCCUCUGAAGACAGUUAGGACUAAAAUUUUUCAAAGGAAAUGUUUAUAAGCUUUAAUAAAAAGUAAAUGAAACGGUUAUGGAGUCUGUCACAAAUCAUUAACAAUCGUUGCCCUCCAACACAGUAAAAUGUAUUAUUAAGUGAGCUAGUAAAAAUAUUAAUAGAACUAAAAUAACUAAAGUAUUUAAAGGGAAUAAAGGGUGGGGUUUGAAGAUUUGCGGCACCUUUGUCGUUUGUUAUACCCCGUUUAUUUAUUUAUUUAUUUAUUUUUUAUUAAUUUUGGAUUACAAUUAACGGGUUGUUCGUUAUAUGAAAGGACACUACAUUAAGUGACCUGUCAAUUAAUUCCAACGAAUAUAAAUAUCAGUAUUUCUUUAAAUUUGAUACCAGUAUACACAUACUUAUGUAAAUAUAAAUAUAUAUACAACCUAGCACUGAAAUAAAAGAUGAUAUAUGCACAUAAAUAUGUAUCAUAUAUGGGGCGAUUUCAGUGUAACCAUACUUUAAGUUUAGAAGAUGCUAUAAGUGAAUUUUUUUCAAAGUUGGAUUUAAGUCCACACAUUCUAGCGAAUUUGAACGCUGUCUACAGUAUUAUAUUAUUUGAAUUCAUAAUCACUAAGUAGAAUACAUAUGUUUUUAAGAAAAAUAAAUACACACUAUCCAGUUUACUAUUUGUUACUAUUCUAAAUAUGUAUAAGUACUUGUAUACGAAUGUUUAUGUGAAUAUUGCCUUGCGCCAAAAUGGAUCUAACCGAAGACUGAGAUUUUGUAAUUUGCUAUUACUUUUGUCCUUUAAUUGCAAUUUAAUUUCAUAUAUGUUUUAUCAUAUAUUUUACCAUACGGGACCAUACAUACAAACCUAAACAUGUAUAUAGCCACAUAAAUUCCAGCUGUACGAUUUUAUGAUCUUAGUAAAAGUUCUUAAAAAAGAUCAUUUUUACCCACUUAUAAUUUUGGUGCUAAUUAGUUUGUUGUUUAAUAAAUAAUUUAAUUAAAUGGUUUCUCCUACAUAUUUGAAGCUAUUCUGAAAAAUAUACAAAAUAGAUUUGGAAGCCAUCUACUACAAGCUUACAAAGGAUAAGUUAUGUAGUAAAAAAUUAUAAUAUUGGUAUUUAAAAAUGAAUAGUAUUAAAAAACAAUGGUAUUUAAAGAAAAAUAAAUAAUCUAUUUUGUUUAUAAGCAAAAAAUAUGAAUUUAACAUUUAAGAUAAAACCUUUCGUUUGUGGUCAUAAUGCUAACCAAUACAAGUAUUUUGCCAAAGCUUUUGAGCUCAAGAGGUUAAAUCGAAUGGUGAAAUAGAAUUAAAAUUGUUUGUGUGUUUACAUUUUGAAAAAUGUAUUUGUUUGAACAAAUCGUUCAAAUUUAAUAUGUUUCAUUAUGUUUUAUCAAUAUAAUAUAAAUUAACUAUCGAUAUAUGUAUAUAUACAUAAAUCCCUACACAUUAUCACGUAUUAAGUUUCUCAACAAAUUGUUUUAGCUCGAUAAGCAAAAAAAAACGUACUUAAAUCUCUAUCCUUAAUAUUUUGUUAUUUUUGUAAACGCUUCCUCAGUAUGUACAUAUGUUGUUUAUAAAAUAGUUUGUAUAAACUAGAAAUAUGGAACUUCAUAUGUAAAUAUAUUUAUGUACUUAUAUGAAAGUUAUUUAAGUGAACUUGUAUACCUUCACUACAAAAUAUGUUUAAAUUUAUUAGCUAAGCCAAAUAAAGUCUUAAAUUUAAAUACUUUAAUUAAUUUUUUUCUAAAGGGCUAAAAUAUAUUUGCUUUGCAGGCAUUUGAAUAUAAAGUGUUUCUAUGCUAGCGUGUUCACUAAAAGUUUUUAUGUUAAAAAAAAAACUAGAACCAAUUCUUGAUUAAUAAGUCCGACUUUUAUUUUCGAGCAAAAUAAUUCAAUUUGGUCAAAUAGUCCUAGGUCCUAAAAGCCUUUCUUUAUGUAUUACUUUAUUUUGAUUUGUGUCCAAAAUAUUUAUGUAAGCAGUUAGUUAAAUAAAAUGAUUUUAAAUAUCUCUUUAUUACUUUGUUUGCGUAUUGGAGAGCUAUUGCACUUUUAGUAGUUUUUUUCAACAUAAUCCUCUUAAAAGCAGUCGGAGUAGUCAAAAAGCUACUAGAUAAGUUCAUCCUCAGCUGAUUUGAUUGAUAUACCUUUAUUGGUUUGUGAGUACAUUAAAUGCAUUAAGAUGGGACACUUUCAAAAUGUUUAAAACCGCUUUAAGAGUCUCGUCAACUUAAUAAUUUUUUAUAUAUAUCUCGAUUAGUUUUGAGUGUUACAAAUAACCGUUACAUCACCAAAACUAUUAUACUCCGUUGCAACAAGUGCUGAAAAUAUAAAUACGGUUCGCGGUUAACUUGAAACGGAGAAAUUCCCUACGAGAUGGUUAUGCUGACACAUUUCCAAAAACAUGUACAUACAUACAUACUUGUAUGUGAGCAUGUAUAUUUAUUGCUACACUAAACGAAUUGUCCUACAUAAGUAGUAUGGCAUACAAUAAAUAGUAUAAA
Messenger RNA from Bactrocera dorsalis (oriental fruit fly), 4546 nucleotides. It is a transcript of the gene wg, whose product is annotated as protein wingless. The record is from RefSeq and is a predicted model, not a curated record. The transcript is spliced from 5 exons. Gene Ontology annotation, molecular function: cytokine activity; frizzled binding. Gene Ontology annotation, cellular component: extracellular region. Lineage: Eukaryota; Metazoa; Arthropoda; Insecta; Diptera; Tephritidae. The coding region runs from base 634 to 2016 and encodes 460 amino acids. Gene Ontology annotation, biological process: multicellular organism development; cell fate commitment; canonical Wnt signaling pathway.